GGCGAGCGGGGCGGGCCUGGAAGGAGAGGAGGAGCCGCCGCGGCCGCCCAGAGAAGAGGAGGAGGAGGCAGCCGAAGGAGCGAAGGGCGGUUGCGGGAAGGGCGCCGCGAAACCACCGCGCUGAGGGAGGCCGCACAGGGCCCCGGGCCGGAGUCGGCCGCCAAAAUGGAGCCCGCCAGUCGGUACCAAGUGCUUCAUAAUGAAGAUGAUCCCUCGGAAUCAUCCGUGGUUGAACAACCCUCCACCUCUACAGAAACGGCACCAGCUUCGCAAGCAGAGGCACCAUUACCUGAAGCCGAUGCUUCACCUCCACCUUACUGUAGUAUUGCUGUUGAAGCGGCUUCAGCGCCAGAAAUGGAAUCGCCUAAUGAUUUUUACCCAGUGCCACCUCCGUACAGCGUAGCUACCUCUCUUCCCACUUACGAUGAAGCAGAGAAGGCCAAAGCGGCAGCAAUGGCAGCUGUCGCAGCGGAAGCGGCGGCCCAAAGACACGGCCAAUUUAGGGAGUCUAGGAGUCUGUUUGAUGAAAUAUUCCUGAGCCCACCAGAGGAAGAAGAAUAUCCCCCAAGAGAUGACUUCAGCGACGCAGACCAGCUCCGUGUGGGCAACGACGGCAUCUUCAUGUUGGCCUUUUUUAUGGCAUUCAUUUUCAACUGGAUUGGGUUUUGCUUGUCGUUCUGCAUAACUAACACCAUAGCUGGAAGAUAUGGUGCUAUCUGUGGAUUUGGGUUGUCCCUCAUCAAAUGGAUUCUUAUUGUUCGAUUCUCAGAUUAUUUUACUGGCUAUUUCAAUGGGCAAUACUGGCUUUGGUGGAUAUUUCUUGUACUUGGCCUCCUCCUAUUUUUCCGAGGUUUUGUCAAUUACCUGAAAGUCCGAAAUAUGUCUGAAAGCAUGGCAGCUGCUCACAGAACGAGAUUUUUCUUCUUGUACUAGAGACUGCAUCGAGCCGGCAUUCCUUUCUCAUACCAAUGUGAACUUCCAGCCCGAUCUGUAACCUUCCAAAUGAAUAAAAGACAACUACUAAAAACAGAAGACAAGUAACAGAGCAGGAUCUUUUAUGACGCUUAAUGAAUGGCAGGGUGGUUUUAUGCUUAAGUGCCAUUUCUGUUCAUUCUAGUAAAUAUUUAUAUAAAGCAUUGCCUUUCGUCUUGCACAUAUGCCUAUGUGCUAAUUAACAAGAACUUUAAAAAGAAUAAAAAUCCAUGCAUAUAGUCUGCUAAGCAGCUGAAUACAGCCGGACUUGACUAAUCUGUGUUUGUAUCUGACGGAUUUUUAAGUGGUAGCUCCCUCCCUAUCCCCCCGCCAUCGUUGUGUACUUACUGCCAACUUUCUGUUUUGAGGUUUUGUUAAGUACAGAUGAUAUAUACUGGAUGGUUGAAAACAAAACUGCUCAGACUCUGCGAGCAAGUAUGCAAGUUAAACUUAUCUGAUUAUGCACAGCCAACUCCCCCCUGCAUAAUUAAUAAUUUCAUUGAAUGCCUAUUGGGAAGCAUCUUCUGAGGAUUCAUCCGGGUGUUCGUCCAGUGCGUUCCUCUUGUGCUGGUUUCACAGACAUGCAUUUUCUCACAUAAAGAAGCAGGCAGUAUCAGCAGCAACUUCUUCUCAGUAGAAGUUGCACAUACUGCAACUUAAUAGCCAUCAUCUCAGGUCAAUUUCAUGUGUUAGGAGAUGUUAGUACCUCUGUCCCAUUCUUUGGCAAUGCAGGCAAGUAGAAACCACAUGGAAAAAAACUUGCACUGCCAUUGAAGGUGAGAUCUGGGCUGGAAUUGCUAUUAUUAUGCAUAGGCAGUUUCUUAACAGAGACCCAUGAGAACGAAUCACAAGACAUAACACUGGAAUCAGACCCUUGAAUUCACAAAGAACAUCUGUGCAAGUUACCAAUUUCUACAAAUCAUGGCAAAACAGUAGUAGUUUCAGAUAUAUUCUUCUCAGCUAAAUGAUUUCUAAAAGCUCUGCAGUAAUCGUUAGACCUAAAGCUGUAGCCAUCCAUAGGUAAUAAAAACACUCAUCCAAACGAUAAUAUUGUCUAACUGCAUGAGUCUGAAGAACUGAUUUGAGACCCACUCCUGUGGAACAGCCUCGAUCCCGAUUCUUCUCAUGUUCAUUUCUUCUCAUGUUCAUCAUCUCAUUGGAAGGUCUAGCAUGAAAAUGUUGCUAGCCUGACCGUUCAGUUUUCUGGGUAGGCAUAUCUCUACCCAUUAUCCCCCCAAUCCUACGAUGAUUAGGUGUAACUGUGGUUCCGAAGUGUACAUUAUGCAAGCAGUCUAGCUCCAUAGGCUCCAGGUUCUUUUAGCCAGACGGUAAGGGAAACGCUCUUGGUUCCUUCUGAAUUGAAUGAAUUGGACUGACAGUGGUAGUUCAGUGCAUCAAUUCCCAUCCCUAAGAUGUUGCCCGGAGCCAUUUUGUGUAAUCAUUUUAUCAAUUGAGAAGUAUCUCAAAUGGUUUUUAACUGAGUGCUUCACCGUGCUUCUUUGCGGGAAUGAAACAGAUCAGAUACGUUCUAAUAAGUGUGGUUUUGUGUGUAUGUCCCCCUCAAGGCUCUGAUAGUAACAUAUAAGCAAUGUACUAUUAAUGAUAUUCUCACAAUAGUAAUGAUGUUCCUUUAGAGUAAACAAAUGCAUCUCGGACUUUGUGGGGAUUCCAGUGUUCUCUUUGCCUCAAGCACAUGCUUUCCUUCCCCAAACAUCUCUGGCACUGUGCAUUCUGACGUGAAGGGAAAUGCCUCUCUCAGACAUCUGCAACUGCUUUCAUCUCAUUGGCUGCCCAUCACAAAUGCACUCGGCAUCGGGGAAGGGGCUCGGGGCGGGGGGCGGGAGGAAUGCACAGUGACUUCUCUUUUAAAAAAAUUGAGCUCAUGUGUUUUUAAUACUAACACAUAGAGGAAUUAUAUGUUCUUUCAUUUAGUGCUGUAUCCAAUUUUGUAUCUAUUGUAUGCAUAAGGUCGACGGUUUGUAUCCUUUAAUAUUUCGGGAGUACUAAAAGAUAUCUUAACACUUUGAGAACAAAAUGCCCAUUCCUGCUUUUCAUGAAAACAGAAUUCUCUGUUACGAAUUCCUGUGUUGUUUUUCUUCUGAAUUCAUCAGUAUUUUUUCUAUGUUUUCUUCUCUUCCCUCCCUCCUUUUUUGCAUUGUUUGUUCUCAUGAGAAAGAGAGAGACAAAAGUAAAUAAAAUCUUGUUUUUGA
Sphaerodactylus townsendi is the source of this 3182-nucleotide messenger RNA. It is a transcript of the gene NDFIP2, whose product is annotated as Nedd4 family interacting protein 2. Lineage: Eukaryota; Metazoa; Chordata; Lepidosauria; Squamata; Sphaerodactylidae. Gene Ontology annotation, molecular function: WW domain binding. The coding region runs from base 166 to 933 and encodes 255 amino acids. The transcript is spliced from 9 exons. The record is from RefSeq and is a predicted model, not a curated record. Gene Ontology annotation, biological process: positive regulation of protein ubiquitination; ubiquitin-dependent protein catabolic process; vacuolar transport. Gene Ontology annotation, cellular component: endoplasmic reticulum; perinuclear region of cytoplasm; Golgi apparatus.